GUUCCCCCUUGUGACUUUUGCCUUAUCUUUACUCGUAUAUGAAAGUGUAUAAAAUCUCACCUUAAGCCAAUCUAUAGUCACAUAAACGAAAACAACAGUAGCAAUGAAGCAUUUAAUCUUCGCCAUAGCCAUCUCUUUCGUGUUUGCGCAACACCAUCAUGACAUCGCGCAGUUAGUCGACACAGCGUUUCUCCGGCUAGAUCUUCACCCUAAAGAUGGCCUUCUGGAAAUGAACGAAUUAACAACUAUUUUUACACAACGGGAUACAGACGGAAAUGGAAAACUGUCAUACGUCGAAUUUACAGCCCAUGCUCACGAUAACCCUAUGCGACACGAUUUAUUCAACUACUUUGACACCAACAAAGAUGGAUUUCUAACAAAGGAAGAAAUGGUAGAUAACAAUUACCAUGCAAUGGAUCAUAACGGUGACAAUCAAGUCUCGAGAACUGACUUUGACCAUUACUACACAAAUAUAAUACACCACCUUCUUCAACAACAGCAACAUGGGCAUUGAUGUUAAUCUUUAUCAAAUAUAUUUAUCACAAAACAAUGAAA
Magallana angulata is the source of this 555-nucleotide messenger RNA. RefSeq lists its product as uncharacterized. Bases 104 to 514 code for a protein of 136 amino acids. The transcript has 6 exons. Gene Ontology annotation, molecular function: calcium ion binding. The record is from RefSeq and is a predicted model, not a curated record. NCBI's taxonomy places the organism in Eukaryota, Metazoa, Mollusca, Bivalvia, Ostreida, Ostreidae.